Messenger RNA from Mesitornis unicolor (brown roatelo), 911 nucleotides. It is a transcript of the gene ASB1, whose product is annotated as ankyrin repeat and SOCS box containing 1. Gene Ontology annotation, biological process: protein ubiquitination; intracellular signal transduction. The record is from RefSeq and is a predicted model, not a curated record. NCBI's taxonomy places the organism in Eukaryota, Metazoa, Chordata, Aves, Mesitornithiformes, Mesitornithidae. The transcript has 3 exons. Gene Ontology annotation, molecular function: protein binding. The annotation marks the transcript as partial. Gene Ontology annotation, cellular component: ubiquitin ligase complex.
CCGGAUCAACGAGAAGUCGGUGUGGUGCUGUGGCUGGCUACCCUGCACGCCGCUGCGCAUCGCCGCCACUGCCGGCCACGGCCCCUGCGUCGACUUCCUCCUCCGCAAAGGGGCCGAGAUCGAUCUGGUGGAUGUGAAGGGGCAGACCGCCCUCUACGUAGCUGUGGUCAACGGGCACCUGGAGUGUGCCAAGAUCCUCCUGGAAGCUGGGGCUGACCCCAAUGGCAGCCGGCACCACCGCAGCACCCCCGUCUAUCAUGCAGCACGCGUGGGCCGGGCAGACAUCCUCCGGGAACUGAUCAGGUACGGCGCAGAUGUGGACGUGAAUCACCACCUCCCUUCCCGAGUCCCCAGCCUCUCCCUGCGGCCCCUCACCACGUUGGUGGUCUGCCCGCUCUACAUCAGCGCUGCCUACCACAACCUCCAGUGCUUCCGGCUGCUGCUCCAGGCAGGAGCCAACCCAGAUUUUAACUGUUGUGGGCCCAUCAACAUCCAAGGCUUCUCUCGGGGCUCCCCGGUGUGUGUGAUGGACGCUGUCCUGCGGCACGGUUGUGAAGCGGCGUUCGUCCACCUCUUGAUUGACUUUGGAGCCAAUCUGAACCUGGUGAAAGCAGAGGCCUUGGGGGUGGAAUCCACAGGAAGGGUCAAAAUCAACCCUGAGGCUCUGCAGGUGUUCAAAGAAGCAAGGGGCCACACCCGGAGCCUCUUGUCUCUCUGCCGCAUAGCUGUGCGAAGAAUACUUGGCAAAUCUCGGCUGGAUCUGAUCCAUAUCCUUCCAAUUCCAGACCCCAUUAAACAAUUUUUACUUCACGAACACAGUUAAAGAGCAACUGGCUUCUUUCCGGGACGGUUUGAUUUGGUAAAUGAGUGUGCUGAUAAAGCCAGGUGCCAAUCCUAACCCUUCCCCACAG